AUGAAUUUUACAAAACCACCGUUACCGUUCUUUGGAAAUAAGAGUAAAUGUAAAGAUAUUCUAUUGAGAGAACUUAAGAAACUACCGAAUGGUCUAACAUUUGUAGAUUUGUUCGGUGGAAGUUUCUAUAUAUCCCAUUUAUGUCAUACCGUAUUUCCUGACUCAAAGAUUAUAUGCAAUGACUUCGACAACUAUAUGAACCGUCUCAAACAUAUUCCAGACACAAACAAUAUAUUGAAAGAGUUAAAAGAAAAGAUACCUAUAGGUAAGAUGGAACGUAUACCAUUAGAUAAGAAAAAUAUUGUGAGAGAGAUUUUGAAAAAAGCAGAAUAUAUAGACUGGGAUAGUAUAUCUGCUAGACUAUUAUAUAGUGGUGCUAUAAGAGUUCAUGACAUUGAAACACUUAUGUCAAAAGUUUUAUAUCUUAACUAUACAAAUGUUUUCAAAGAGGACAUAGAAAAAUAUAUUGAGGGUAUAGAGUUUGUGAGAUGUCAUUGGACAGAUUUGUAUGAAAAAUAUAAAGACAAGGAAAAUGUUUUCUUUAUAGUGGACCCGCCGUUCUAUAACACAUGGGAUUUUCAAUACCAAGUAG
Messenger RNA from Trichomonas vaginalis G3, 592 nucleotides. Its product is annotated as phage tail repeat-like family. The record is from RefSeq and is a predicted model, not a curated record. Gene Ontology annotation, molecular function: site-specific DNA-methyltransferase (adenine-specific) activity. NCBI's taxonomy places the organism in Eukaryota, Parabasalia, Trichomonadida, Trichomonadidae. The transcript has a single exon. The annotation marks the transcript as partial.